Messenger RNA from Puma concolor (puma), 426 nucleotides. The record is from RefSeq and is a predicted model, not a curated record. Lineage: Eukaryota; Metazoa; Chordata; Mammalia; Carnivora; Felidae.
AUGCGGCGGCUUGGACCCCUGCUUUCGCCACCGAUGUUCUUCAGAGCUGUCUGGAGCUUGGUGCUGAGGAAAGGAGGACCCAGGAUGCGGCAGAUGCACAGCCCGGGAAGCGCUGAGGAGGGCACAUUCUGGCUGGCCUUGAAUGAUAAGGACGAGGUGUACCGGCUCCAGUUCCAUGAGACCUUCGCGGAGAUGAACCGUCGCUCCAAUGAAUGGAAGACAGUGAUGGGCUGUGUCUUCUUCUUUUUUGGAUUCACAGCUCUGAUGAUUUGGUGGCAGCGGAUCUAUGUGUUCCCUAAGAAGCCCGUCACCCUGACGGAUGAGUGGAAGGCCCAGCAGCUCCAGCGCAUCCUGGACAUGAAGGGCAACCCCGUGCAAGGGCUAGCCUCCCGGUGGGACUAUGAGAAGAAGGAGUGGAAGAAGUGA